Quercus robur (English oak) is the source of this 3696-nucleotide messenger RNA. RefSeq names its product putative pentatricopeptide repeat-containing protein At5g13230, mitochondrial. Bases 84 to 2585 code for a protein of 833 amino acids. NCBI's taxonomy places the organism in Eukaryota, Viridiplantae, Streptophyta, Magnoliopsida, Fagales, Fagaceae. The transcript is spliced from 6 exons. Gene Ontology annotation, biological process: RNA modification. The record is from RefSeq and is a predicted model, not a curated record. Gene Ontology annotation, molecular function: RNA binding; protein binding; zinc ion binding.
CAUAUGUUUUCUUCUACUAUUUUUUAGAAAUUUUAGAUUCGAAUUUGUGAGAUUGAGAAUCCAACCCCAAAUCUCCAAGGCGCAUGAUCAGAUUGUUUUGUUACAGAACUCUGCCUUGUAUAAAUUUCUUAACACAUUGCAGAAAAUCCAACGCUUGGAUAUGCUUCUCACAACGUUAUUUCUCAGCCCAAGUGGCCCAUUUGACCCAGCAAUGCACGACUUGUAUGGAGCUUCCAAGCUCAGAGUUCAACUCUCACGCAUACGCCACUAUGCUUCAAGAUUGUGUCCAAAACGGUGACCCAACUUCAGGGAAGGCUCUCCACUCUGAGAUUCUGAAAAGAGGUGGCUGUUUAGACUUGUUCGGAUACAACAUUCUUCUCAACAUGUAUGUGAAAUCCGAGUUGUUGUGUGAUGCUAUUAAACUGUUCGACGAAAUGCCUGAGAGAAACACGAUCUCAUUUGUUACGUUAAUUCAGGGAUACGCGCAGUCCUUGCGAUUCGUUGAGGGUGUGGAGUUGUUUGCCAGGUUACAUAGAGAGGGUCACGAGCUUAACCCUUUUGUUUUUUCUGCUAUUUUGAAGUUGCUUGCGAGUAUGGGAUGGGGUGAGCUAGGUUGGACACUUCAUGCUUGUGUUUGUAAGCUUGGUCAUGACUCUAAUGCAUUUGUUGGGACUGCUCUUAUUGAUGCUUAUUCUGUUUGUGGGCAAGUUGAUAAUGCUAGUGAAAUUUUUGAUGGGAUUGUUUGUAAGGAUAUGGUUUCUUGGACCGGGAUGGUAGCUUGUUAUUCUGAGAAUGGUUGUUUUGAAGAGGCAUUAGGAGCCUUUUCUCAAAUGAGGAUAAUUGGGUUCAAGCCAAAUAAUUUUACUUUAGCUGGUGUGCUCAAGGCCUGUCUUGGACUGGAGGCUUUUAGUGCGGCAAAGGGUGUUCAUGGGUGUGCAUUGAAAACUCGCUAUGAACAGGAUCUUUAUGUGGGUGUUGCAUUACUUGAACUGUACACGAAGUCUGGAGACAUUGAUGAUGCUCAGCAGGCAUUUGAGGAGAUCCCUAAGAAAGACGUGAUUCCUUGGAGUUUCAUGAUUGCACGUUAUGCUCAAAGUGAUCGGUGUGAAGAAGCUGUGGAAUUGUUUUGUCAAAUGAGGCAAGCUUUUGUUGUACCUAAUCAGUUUACAUUUGCUAGUCUUCUGCAAGCUUGUGCAACUAUGAAAGGUUUAGAUUUGGGGAAGCAAAUCCAUUCUCAUGUACUCAAAGUUGGUCUCAACUCAGAUGUGUUUGUUUACAAUGCCCUCAUGGAUGUCUAUGCUAAGUGUUUGAGGAUGGAGGACUCUAUGGAUCUAUUUUUGGAAUCGCCAAACAGAAAUGAUGUUACUUGGAACACUAUGAUUGUUGGCUACGUGCAGUCAGGUGAUGGGGAGAAGGCACUCAAGUUAUUUUUAGAUAUGCUUGAAUACCAAGUGUGUGCGACAGAAGUGACAUACUCUAGUGUACUUCGAGCUUGUGCUAGUCUGGCAGCCAUGGAUCUGGGAGUCCAGAUCCAUUCCUUGACAGUCAAAACCAUUUAUAACAAGAAUAUUGUUGUUGGUAAUGCUUUAAUAGAUAUGUAUGCUAAGUGUGGGAGCAUUAAGGAUGCCCGUACUAUAUUUGACACAUUGAAUGAACGAGAUGAAGUUUCAUGGAACGCUAUGAUCUCAGGAUAUUCUAUGCAUGGUUUGGGUAGGGAGGCUCUAAAUUUUUUUGAAAUGAUGCAGGAUAUGAAGUGUAAACCAAACAAGUUAACUUUUGUUGGCGUUCUGUCAGCUUGUAGCAAUGCUGGGCUGCUAGAUCAAGGACAAGCUUAUUUUAAUUCUAUGGUGCAGGAUUAUGGCAUCGAACCAUGUAUAGAGCACUAUACUUGUUUGGUCUGGCUUCUAGGGAGAUCAGGACAUCUUGAUAAGGCUUUCAAGUUGAUUAAGGAAAUCCCAUUUGAGCCUAGUGUUAUGGUUUGGCGUGCUUUGCUUGGGGCUUGUGUUAUCCAUAAUGAUGUUGAGCUUGGUAGAAUUUCUGCACAGCGUGUCUUUGAAAUGGAACCCCAAGAUGAAGCAACCCAUGUGUUAUUGUCAAAUAUAUAUGCCACUGCAAGGAGGUGGGGAAAUGUUGCCUCAGUUAGGAAAAACAUGAAGAGGAGAGGGGUAAAGAAGGAACCAGGUCUCAGUUGGAUUGAGAACCAGGGAAUAGUUCAUUAUUUCACUGUUGGAGAUACUUCACAUCCUGAAAUGAAACUAAUUAAUGGGAUGCUGGAAUCUUUGAAAAUGAAAACUAGGAAGGCAGGAUAUGUUCCUAACCAUAAUGCAGUUUUGGUUGAUGUGGAUGAUGAUGAAAAGGAGCAUCUCUUAUGGGUACAUAGUGAAAGAUUAGCUCUUGCUUAUGGGCUAAUAAAAAUGCCAUCCGGGAGCCCUAUUCGUAUCAUUAAAAACCUCCGAAUAUGUGUGGAUUGUCAUGCUGCAAUGAAGUUAAUAUCAAAGGUUGUGCAGCGAGAUAUAAUUAUCAGAGACAUGAAUCGGUUCCAUCAUUUUAAGGAUGGGGUUUGCUGUUGUGGUGAUUAUUGGUGAGUGUAGGUCUUUAACAAGAUCUACCUUUCUUGAAAGACCGAGGUUUGUAUUUCUUCAUGGAGGUUCAUAAUUACAGAGGUUCAUUGGUAAGAAGCAGGCAAGAACUUGCUGUCUUCUAGGAAACACUAGAGAAGCAAAAGAGCCAAAAAGGGGAAAAAUAGCAGUCUCUUAAUAAUGCAAAGAACUGUGAUGUCCAAUGUGAAGAAUGGGUCAUGAUUUUGUCUAACAAGAUGUACUAGACAAGGUGUGAAGGUUGCCGAUAAAUGACUACUGUGGAAAUUCUAUACUUUGAAUGUAAAAAUCAUAGCUAUAGAAAAUGGGGUUAAUACUUUGCUAGCAGUCUAUAAAUAUACUGCAUGGAGAUUGGUGAGAUCAGCUGCAGAAGCAGAAAUAAUAUUCUCAACGGUAGCUCUGGGUAAAACUUACAACUGGCCAUUGUGAUGACUUAUCUUUGUGUGUUUGACCUUUGCAACUGAAAAUUUCUUGCAUAAGUUCCUUUACCAGAUUAGAAUUUUCGGGUGUGAUUGAGCUUCCUUUGAAUUUAAAGAUCCUGGUGAUUGAUUGAAGUCACAUAGAAAAUCUUGCUAUAAUCUCUUCUACAAAUGGUUAUCUGAUUGAAUAAGAAUGAAUGCUGCAUUUGGUUGUCUUGGCACUUUCCCUUAAAGUAAACAUAUACUCCCCUGUUGCUGUAACUAUCCCAAAAAAAAAAAUCCGCAAUGGAAAUUUUGUGGCUAUAGAACUGAUAGUACAGGUCUAGUUUUGAGCUACCAUGGAGUGACUGCAUUGGAGAGGGGGUGGUAAGUCUUAUUGCACACAGUUUGUUGCAUCCUGUCGUACACACUCCCUUGAAAUCAUGUUUUCAGCCUGCGUGGCAGUGUGUACGAGCUGUGUGCAAUAAGUGAUGCGCAACUUUCACUACCUGAGAAAAAAGGGGGGGUGGUCAGCUGUUUUCUUUUCCUUUUUAUAUACUUGAAAGCAGCUAUUUGAAGAACAAGAGGACAUGGGGUGAGGCUUAAAUAUGCAGUUACCAAGGUGUAAGGCUUAGUUGGGUCAACUAUCCAUAUGCAAGUAACACAAUUUUGAAGGGAUUCUAUCACCCUUUACAGAUUCA